UUCAAUUUUCUGGGGAAUUCUGUGCUUCUUGGAGCUUUAAAAAGAUCGAAAAUCAUGGCCAGAUGACUUCCAUGUUAGGAAGUGAAGUUUGUAUUGAGUUGUAUUCAAAAUUGUGGUUAAUAUCUGUCAUGAGUUUGUUUUCUGCACCUUACUCUAUGAAUUCUACCAGUUCAUCCAGUUGGCAUUAUUAGCAUUCUUCUCAUGAUAUGUACACAUAAGCUCUUUUGUCUCAUUUACACGGUAAGAAACUUCUUUUUGGAUGCUGUUAAUCCUGAUUAAGGAAUUUUUUGUAUGCACUUUAAAUUCUUGUAUUCUAUUUUCCAUGAAAAGUUUAGGUGGUUGUGGAAACCUGCAAGAAUUUACCUUGCUUUUGUAGGUUCCUAGAUAUGAGCAAGGUAACUUUUUGGGCCCUACUAUAUUGUGUGAUGCUGCAACCGACAUGGAGUGCUACAAGGAGGAAAUGUUUGGGCCAGUUCUUCUUUGUAUGCAGGCUGACAGAUUAGAAGAAGCCAUUGCCAUUGUGAAUAGAAACAGGCAUGUGAAUGGAGCUUCCAUCUUUACUACAUCUGGGGUCGCAGCUAGGAAGUUCCAGAAUGAUGUUGAGUCUGGGCUGGUUGGAAUAAACGUGGCUGUCCCAAUUCCUUUGCCAUUUUCGUCGGUCAAUGGUUCAAAAGCAUCUUUUUCCGGUGAUCUCAAUUUCUGUGGAAAGGCCGGAGUGCAGUUUUACACACAGAUAAAAACAGUAGCACAGCAAUGGAAGGACUUGCCAACCAGAAGGGUAUCAUUACCUCAUCCUCCAACAUCUGAGACAGAAAUCAGUUCUCGAGGGACAUUCUUAUCACAGCCACUUUCAUCUGAGAGUGAUUUACCUAGCAGAGAAGUGUCACCAGCUAUGCCUCUAGCUUUGGAGAAUGAUCUGCCGACUGAAAACUUAUACCUGCCAUUGCCCCCAAGUGAAGGGGAUGUAUCAAACGUGGAAGUAUUGCCUUCUACUCCACCAACGAGAGAGCCGGAAUUACCCAAGCAAGAAGGGGCAUUGGCCAUGUCUUCGAUAUCUGAAAGGGAUUCAGUUAACCUGAAAGUAUCAUUGCUGAUGCCUCUAGCGGCUGAGAUUGAUGCUGCUGGGCAAAGUGAAUCAUCGUCCUUGUGUUCGGUAUCUGAGCGGACAUAUCCAUGUCAAACCUCUCAAUGGGGUGAUCCACUUCCCCUGAUAUCACAAAGCACUGAAACUGCUCCAUCAACUGCUAAGAAGGUUUAUAUGGCUCCAAAUUCUCAGAGGAUUGACACAUUAACUCCUGGAAUCCAAAGGACAGAUACUGUGGACGCUUCAGAUUCUGAGAGAUUGUACUUUCCUGUGACUUGUAGUAGUGAGAUAAACCCAAUAUUUCUUAGGAAUGACAGUGUUAGUCCAAUGUCUCUCAGGCAUGAUAUUCAGAUGACAGACAUAAAUGUGCGUCCUGCUUCUGAGAUGGUUUAUAUGCCAGUAAUGUCUGAGCACAAAGAAAGUGUUGGUCCAACCUCACAAAGGACUGGUGUACUCCAUUUGAAACCAGACAAGAUGUACAUGGCGUCUCAUAGGAGAGAUGGUAUGGGUAUGAUGCCUCUAAUGGCCAAGGCAUCAGUUCCUCCAGCUUCUGGGAGUUUGUACAUGUCUACAUCUUGCUCAAAUGUGAUGGCUUCAACGUCUGACAAGAUGAGUGUACCUACAGAGAUUCAGCAUGACGGUAUAUCAUCAAAAUCUGAGAGGUUAUUCAUGCCUGCAAGUUCUCAGGGCAUAUAUGCCGAAAACCAAAUAAUGUCAGCACAUAAUUAUCGUGGCCAAAUAACACCACAAACUCAUCCUUCCUCUCAGUCAUUAUAGGAUGCAACUUUUCCUUAUAAUUCUAAUGCAUAUGGAUACAACUUUUCUCUAGAAUGGUUAUAGAUUUAGCUUUUUCUCGCUUACAUUUUGAUUUCAAGACAUUGACCCUCAAGAGUAAUAACUUUGUACUCCUGCUCGUCAGUUCAAUAAAUGCCAGAAAUCUGUACUGCUGUGCAUACUCUA
This is a messenger RNA of Coffea eugenioides, 2044 nucleotides long. RefSeq lists its product as uncharacterized. Gene Ontology annotation, biological process: L-valine catabolic process; thymine catabolic process. Bases 440 to 1861 code for a protein of 473 amino acids. The record is from RefSeq and is a predicted model, not a curated record. The transcript is spliced from 6 exons. NCBI's taxonomy places the organism in Eukaryota, Viridiplantae, Streptophyta, Magnoliopsida, Gentianales, Rubiaceae. Gene Ontology annotation, cellular component: mitochondrion. Gene Ontology annotation, molecular function: methylmalonate-semialdehyde dehydrogenase (acylating, NAD+) activity; malonate-semialdehyde dehydrogenase (acetylating, [NAD(P)+]) activity.